AAUACCCACGCCUACAAAAUGGCUUCCACUUGGGAACUCAUAAAACAAGGUGCAGAGGCAAAAGUCUACAGAGGAAAAUUUUAUGGAGCUCCUACAAUUCUCAAGGAAAGGUUCCAAAAGAAGUACAGAGUCCCCAGUCUGGACAAAAAGCUUUCCAGCCGUCGUACCAGCCAAGAGGCCCGCUCAAUGUCAAGGUGCCUGAAACUUGGUGUCCGUGCCCCUGCAGUCUACCACGUGGACCUGGAAAAGAGACACAUUUAUAUGGAAGAUGUAACUUCAGGCCUGAUUUUGAAAGAGUACUUAAAUUGUUUGGAUCCGGUCUCUCACUCGGACUCUUUAGAAAACGUAAUGAAAACUGUGGGUGGUGUCAUUGCAAUGAUACACGACGGGGACCUCAUUCACGGAGACUUGACAACAUCUAACAUGAUUUACAAUGAAGCCGAAUCAAAUCUGGCGCUGAUUGAUUUCGGGUUGAGUUUUGUGUCGAGCCUUGCAGAGGACAAAGGUGUUGAUCUGUAUGUACUUGAGCGAGCAUUGCUUAGUACUCAUCCAGACACGGAGAGACUCUUUAAAAUAUUACUAGACAGUUACAGAGCUGCUUCUAAGAAUGGCGACUCUGUCAUAGCUAAACUAGACGAGGUGAGAAUGAGAGGGAGGAAGAGAUUAAUGGUUGGAUGACAUUUUUUUGUUUUAGUAAUUAAUUUUUUUGUUGUAAUAAUAAUUAUUAGCGAUCAAAUUAUGAAACGUUAAAUUAUUUUAUAUAGUAGGCAGUUUUUUCAGGCUACUAGUGUUGCUUAAAUUGAUUUCGGCUUUCACCAGCACAACAUUUUUCCAUCCACCUUGUGGGAG
Molecule: messenger RNA, 849 nt
Organism: Amphimedon queenslandica
Lineage: Eukaryota; Metazoa; Porifera; Demospongiae; Haplosclerida; Niphatidae
Product: TP53-regulating kinase-like
Exons: 1
Coding region: 19-678 (219 amino acids)
Biological process (GO): protein phosphorylation
Cellular component (GO): nucleus; EKC/KEOPS complex; cytosol
Molecular function (GO): ATP binding; protein serine/threonine kinase activity
Source: RefSeq, a predicted model, not a curated record